Molecule: messenger RNA, 829 nt
Organism: Eutrema salsugineum
Lineage: Eukaryota; Viridiplantae; Streptophyta; Magnoliopsida; Brassicales; Brassicaceae
Product: MLP-like protein 328
Exons: 2
Coding region: 207-662 (151 amino acids)
Biological process (GO): defense response
Source: RefSeq, a predicted model, not a curated record
AACGAGGUGAACAACGAGACAAUACAUAAUAAUCGUUGGAAAAAAAUCAUUAUCGUCAAAUGAAAGAUAAUAACAACAUGUAUUCACGUUUUGACCUUACUCUCUCUAUAUAAACGAAGGAUAACACAACGGAAACUAUUCAUUCAUUAACCAAAGAAAAAACAAAGAAACAAACUUCACUCUCAAUACCUAAAGAAGAGAGAAAGAUGGCGACGUCAGGAACAUAUGUGACGGAGGUUCCGUUGAAAGGAUCGGCGGAGAAACACUACAAGCGGUGGAGAAAUGAGAACCACCUCUUCCCCGACGCCAUUGGCCACCACAUCCAAGGUGUCACCGUCCACGACGGCGAAUGGGACUCUCAUGGAGCCAUCAAGAUUUGGAACUACACAUGCGAUGGGAAACCGGAAGUGUUCAAGGAGAGGAGAGAGAUAGACGAUGAGAAUAUGGCGGUCACGUUUAGAGGUCUCGAAGGUCACGUUAUGGAGACUCUUAAGGUGUAUGACGUCAUAUUUCAGUUCAUUCAAAAGUCGCCUGAAGAUAUCGUCUGCAAGGUCACUAUGAUCUGGGAGAAGCAAACCGAUGACUCGCCUGAGCCCAUCAACUACAUGAAGUUCGUCAAGAGCAUGGCUGCUGACAUGGACAACCACGUCCUCGAAGCCUAAAUAAGUAAAUAUAUCACCACCGUUAUAUAUGGCUGCCUUUGUGCGUGUGUGUGUGUACGCUCGUGUGAAAUCAAUAUAAAUAAAUGGGGCUCUUGCAUGGUGAUUUUCAUUAUUUACUAUUACUGCUUAAUUGGUUUUGUAACCUGCUUUGAUGUUGUUAAUUUUGG